UGAUGAUUGGCCGAUUGCAAUACAAUGGAAGGCGAUCGAAGGGUCAUUGGCCCCAGAGAGGGUGCCGUACGUCGGCAGUCUCUCGUGGUGAAAUAGAUCAAAAGCAAGAGAGAACGAAGCAGGCAUUCGCAUUUCAGUCGACGAAGAUGCGAACAGCCACAUAAACGAAGAAGACGAACAAGCGGGUAUGUUAAAUAGUAACAAAUAGCACUUUGGCGUGCCAGGUUACUUCCUGCAUCAUUCUGACUUGUCGACUGGUUGACAAUUGAAGCUUCCCUAUCAAGGAAGAUCAAUGUAGAGCUCUAAACAGUAAACACUUGUGAUCGCACUUAAGUGCUUCGUACAUUAGCGAGUAUAAAUAUGACCUCAGGUCGGUCUGUCCACGAAGAAUUCAGAUUCUGAAAAGAACUAGAUUUUUCUUCCACGCAUCUCUGACUCUCCGAUUUCAUGCGCGAAAAUUCUCCGUGAUUUGCUUUAAUUUCCUUGCUUAACUUUCAACCUUUUUUUGUUCUGACUUUCUUUUCACGAUGUAGCACCCUGUUUUUUCUUUGUUUUCUGCUGAGAUUUGACCGUAUUGCGUUGCAUUGAUGAAAUUCUACAGCGGAUUCGGUAGUUGAGAGUUGAGACUGAUAGAUAUACGCGGAAUACGAAUUUUUCCUGUUUCUGUCAAAGUUCGACCGGUCAAGAUGUUUCAAUUUGACAGCUUCUGAUUCUUUGUCUGGAAUCCGGGAAUAAUCAUGGAGAAAUCUCGCAGUAACAGCAAGAUCAAGAUUCCGAAGGCGAAGGCUUCGAAUGAGAAUAUUUCACCGAUGAAAUUAGAGACGGAGGAUCAAAUGAUCAUUGGAAGAGGACGCUUUCACCAAUCGAUGGCGCUGAGUCCGACCUUACAAUCCUUUGCCGAAAAUCUUGAUAUUAACUCCCCGCUUGCAAGAUACCUACGCGCCGGAUCUCCGAUUUCCGGUAAAGUCUCGCCUUCUGGCGAGUCUUUCAAUUCUCCGACUAUUGGCUCCCACAAGCCUCGGUCUGCAAUAGUGCAGCAGUAUAACAGUAGCAGUGGAGGGAGUAGUAGCUGCGGCUCUCGAAAUAGGCUGUCAAUUUCGCCGCUAUCUUCAAUUGAGAAUUUGGAGAUGAUGCCGCUGAUGGCGUCGCCUGUCUACGGAACGCCUGUAAAGGCGGAAGAAGAAGUUCUUGUGAUGGACGACAUCCAGGUGAGGCCAUCAACAUCUGGAGGGAAGAGGCUCGGGAUAGACGUCGCGAAGAAGUUUGCAAAUGGAAAAGAUCAGCGUCCAGUUCGUCUUUCCGGAACGCACAAAUCUGAGGCACAUGCGAACAAAUCAUCUGCUGGUACAGGACCAAGCACAUGUGGUCCAAGGAGCCGCAAUUUUCAUCAAUUCCAUGGUGCAGCUGGAUUAUCUGAAGAUGCUGUCGUCAAAACAUCCAAACCAGCUUCGUCUAUUAAACCUGAACCUAACCAUGCUCCAGCCAAUUCUUACACCAAUGACUGGUCACCCCUGGAUGAUGACAUUGUUGUUGCUCUUCCACACGGUUCACCUAAUAAUAAUCCUUCAAGGAAACAUGUUGAUUCAUAUGUUUCUGGUAUUCUCUAUGGCGCCUCCACUAAAAGAAGACUACCAGUAUUUGUUGAACUUUGUUCGGAGCAGUCAUCUCCAUGAUUGAAAGGCAAGGUAGAAUUGCACAUUCUUCUGGUAUAUCCUCUCAAAUCCUUAGCUUGUUCUGGUACUGAAAAACUUUCCCUUUUCUAAAAAUGUUGGUUUGCACGUGUUUGUGGACUUCAGUAUCCUGAUUAAUUUCUCAGAACCAGUGUCCAUAGCUUUUACGAACGAGGUGAUUCAUAUGCCUAUACCAUGUAAAUAGCUGUUUCACUAGGUGCACCUGAAGGCUAUCUCUAGCACUAUGAGCUUCAUCUCAUUCCUCUUAGUCAUUGUUGGAACUUAGGAUGAAUAAGUGAACUUCUAUACAUAUUAGAUUGAAUAAAUAAUUACCUCUAUUCAUUGUUCGGAAAGAA
Messenger RNA from Prosopis cineraria, 2026 nucleotides. RefSeq lists its product as uncharacterized. The record is from RefSeq and is a predicted model, not a curated record. Lineage: Eukaryota; Viridiplantae; Streptophyta; Magnoliopsida; Fabales; Fabaceae. The transcript has 3 exons. The coding region runs from base 738 to 1673 and encodes 311 amino acids.